AUAAAUUAACGUUAACGGAAGUAUUAGCAUUUACGGGUGGAAUUUUAGUAUUUCUCAAUGGAAGAAAUAUAACAACACUUAUAGUUCUACUUAAAGUAUUAGAUUUUGCAUCGGACGUGGCAUUCUUAAUGAAUACUGUAAGUGCUGCUCCUGACUUAUUUUUUCCAAGCAUCAUGACGUUAGCAGUACCAGCAGUACUUAAUCUAUCAUUUGUACUUGGAGUAAUGGUGCAACAAACUCAACAAACGAAUAAAAGGGAUUUUAGGGAUUGGCUAAGAAAACAUAUUUUUAUGACAACAAUAAUUACAAUGUUGUCUAUGGUCGAUUUAAUAAUUAUGAAAUUAUUCGUAGAUAUCACUAUAUUCAAUUCUAAAGCAAGAAAAUUGCUACUCGAAGCUGGUAUAUUCAAUAUUUUUAAAUAUAUGCUUCAAUUAGUCAUUCUUAUAUUAUUUAUCAAGGAUGCAGGAAUAAAUAUGUUAUUAUUAUUGACCCUUUUUACUAGGUUUACAAGUUUAUUAUUCAAUAUAAUCUAUGGAAUUUACGACCUAAUAUCAUUUGAUUCAGAAGUUUCUCAUAUCCUUUAG
Messenger RNA from Funneliformis mosseae, 584 nucleotides. Lineage: Eukaryota; Fungi; Glomeromycota; Glomeromycetes; Glomerales; Glomeraceae. The record is from the annotation of a GenBank genome assembly.